This is a messenger RNA of Formica exsecta, 1960 nucleotides long. RefSeq lists its product as uncharacterized. Lineage: Eukaryota; Metazoa; Arthropoda; Insecta; Hymenoptera; Formicidae. The coding region runs from base 707 to 1783 and encodes 358 amino acids. The record is from RefSeq and is a predicted model, not a curated record. The transcript has 6 exons.
UAUACAUUGGGAUUGGUGAGAAUAUACGGUUUUUUCGCUUUGGAGUGUUAUUUUCUGAAAAUAUUGAACAAAAUAUGGAAAAAAAAUUAAUAAAACCAAUGAGUAAAAACAAAACAAAGGCUGUCUACGUGUUGAUUUUUUUUUUAUUCUCACCCGAUGUACUACGGCCCGGCGCCGUCAACGACGCGACGCGACGGGGCGAUUCUCUCUGCUAGAUUUUGCAAUUGCAUUCACAUCGCGCGAGCGCGCAGAUGUGUGAGUAUCGGAUAUGCGAAUAACUUUAUAUGACGUGUGGCGUAACCUGGUUUUUUCAAUUUAUGAUACACGAAAUUAUCAAAUCCAUGUCGAGAAGGAGAUUCAACAAUCGAAGGAGAGCGUAAUAAAAAUGAAAACGAGGUUAUUUAUUAUAGUAUAAUUAUAUAUAUUUAACAAAUUUAUUUUUAACAUUUUCUCUUGAUUCCCAAAACAUUCAAUUUCAAAAAGAUAGAUUUAAAUAAUAUAUUGUUAGCUUUAUAAAUCAGUACACGCGAACAUAUAUUUUUAAACUGCUAAUUUUGAGAUAUCAUCUCACAAAUGCGUGUUUAUUUUAUAAUAGGCAGAUAUAUACAUUUAUUGAUUUUGUCAUUAACGCAAACGUCACUACAUCGUGACAGUAAUAAUUCUAUAAAAACUUUGUAUUCCCAUUCGACAUUUAUUAAAAGUACAGAUGUCUGAAAGAGUUAUGUAUAUGCCGACUCUUCCAAGUACUUUUAACAGUCUCGUCGGGAAGAUGGUGAAGAUCGAGACGGAGGAACCGCAGGAUCUUAUCGAAUUGCUAGGUGAUCUUCUGGGAGUUACAGAUUACGAAACUAACAAGGCCGCUUUCUGGUUCUUGGACACUAUAGCGCUGCAACUUUUACAUUAUAAAAAUAGUCUAGAUGAUCAGCAUAGAAGUGUCCUAAUUAGCUGGUUGGCCGGCGAAAUGAAAUUAAUUCGAGAAUCUACUUUUGUAGAUAAAAAGCUCUCGCGUGAAGACUUUUUCAAGGAAAUGAGAAUAUUCUUUCUAUAUAUUGCUGAGACUAUAUCUAGUGGCGAUCAAUUGUUGCAUUGGGAAUUAAUCGUGGAUAAAUGUCCCAAAAAUAUAUCAACAAAUUCAAUAAGUUCAGUCACGAAUAAAUCAUCUAAUGAGAAAUUAGUAUCGGAAUACAGUAUGGCUCAAGAAAUCACACGUUCCUUAAUUAUGGAAAAAUCCAGAGAUUCCGAAAAUAGAAGUUUGCAACGGAAAUCGUCAAAAGAGCUUCAAACUUCGUUAAGUAUAGAGAAUUCGCAAAUAGAUACAUUCAUAGAUGCGGCCGUUGAAUCUUCCAACUUGACACAUUUAAACAUCGCAUUGGAUACAAUUAUUGAAGCGACGUACAACAUGUAUGCUAAUGAAUUACGGUAUGCUCUUAUACAUGCAGUUUUUGUAACGCCAAUACAAUUACAAAUCUAUCAUAUGCCGCACACUCUCCGAAUACCGCGUCAAAUUAAAGUCGCGGAUCCUAAAGAAUGGUUUGACAUACAGCUUCGCAAGCGAUUGGAAAAGGCUGCCUAUGAAUCGACAAUUCCAGGAAAGAAAACGACUACUAAUGUAAAAAGAGAGCGAGAAGUUACGGAGGAUUUAAAUAUAGAAGUUCCUCCGACGCCACCACAUUCUUUAAGUGACGAAGAAAUAUUAGCCAACAAUCGUCGAUUUAUUUUACCGUUGAUAGAAGCAAAAGAAGCGGCACAAAUCUACGAGAUGCAUGCAAAGAAUAUGAUAUAAGGAUAAAUAAAAAAAAGAUUGGAAAAAAUAUAACUUGCAAGGAUUUUAUUUUGUAUCGUUGAAUAUAUAAAAUACAAUAUCAUUCUGUAAUUAUCGCCGUGCCCCAUUCGUGACAUUUAAACUUUUUCACUGUUUUAAAAUCUAAUGGCUGGAUGUUUAAUUUAAUAAAAUUAUAUG